GCCAAUUUUAAGAAAAAUAUUGAAUUUUAUGAUUUGCAAAAUAUCACUUGCAUGUUUAACAUCCAUGCUAUUUAUCUGUGAAUUUCAACAUUAAUUAGAUUACUUGUAUCUUGGAAAAAUUACCACAAAUUCUUAUCCUCCUGGGAAAAUGAGAUUGCUAGCUUUGCUUGGAAGUGCAAUCUCAGCAUCUGCUCUUGGAAUUGCAACCUCUCAUAAGCUUUACUAUAAAAACGUCAAGACUAUAAAUACAAAUUACAAGAUUAAAAUUAAGUAUCUGAAAUUGAAAGUAGGAAUACCAUAUUCUGAAACUCAUAUGAAUUUAGAAAUUUAUGUUGAACAGACAAACCAUUCCUCUUUGGGCUAGUUUGCCCACAAGAAGGUCAUGAUCAAGCAUGAUGAAAUUCUUCGUUUUUAUUAUUGACAAAAGAAAAACAAUUGAAGAAAACUCAUCAAGGGUUGAUAAGUAAGUGCCCCCGCAAACCUUGCUCAAAGAUUGAGUACCUUGAAAAGUUCAUGGAUACCAAUAACUUGGCCUUCAUGACUUGUAUUUUGUAUUCCGCCACCAAAACAUUAAGAUCGACCACAAUGGUAUUAUAACCUACUAAACUUAUCUUUAGUAGUUACCCCUACAGAAGAGCUAGAGUCAUGGAUUACUCUUCGUGUAGUAGCCAACUUAGAAUAGGAUCAGGAUCAAAUCUGAACUCCCAGGAGAAAAAGGACGAAUUCUCUGUCAGUGAAGCCUCUCAUAGCAACACAAAGGAAGGAACAGGCAUACAACCUAACAACUGUGAAGAACGCAAAUAGAAUCGAUGUUCUCACUAUCAUAUAUUUCACCCCACAUAUUUUUAAAUCAAAGCCAACCACCUCUUGUUGAUGCUCAACCAUCCAAUUUGCCAAAAUGCAUAAACCAUUUUGGAAAAAUAAAAAGCAGCAACACUGCCAGCAACAGACGAAGCCUACCUAUCUCCAAAGACUUGUCUUUCCUGACCCAUUCUACUCUAUCUGCAUCUCCUGCAAAUGUGGACGGUAGCAACAAUAUGCUUUCAUACGAUGCUGAUCCAACCAAUCAGCCUCUAGACUCCAGCACGAUAGGCUGUUGGCUCCAGUCUUGUUCUAAUGUUGAAGAGGUUAGAAAAGUUCAUGCUGUUGUUAUCAAGUGUAUGAAAGAACCAGUAGUUUUUGUUAAUAAUAACUUGAUCAGUGUGUAUAUAAAAUUUGGAAAUUUGGUGGCAGCUCGACGGGUAUUUAAUAAUAUGUUGGAGAAAAACGUUGUUUCCUGGACUGCAAUGCUUAACGGCUACCAGAAACAUGGCAUAGGAAAUGAAGCUUUGAGGUUGUUCGUUGAGUUUAUUGAUAGUGGGUUGCAUGGGAACUCACAGACAUAUGUUUCCCUGUUGAAAUUGUGUAGCAGGACAUUUGAUUAUGAUCUCGGAAGACAACUACAUGGUUAUAUAGUGAAGAGCCAAGUGAGUAAUUUCAUAUUGGAUUGUACUAUUUUGCACUUUUACGCUCGGUGUGGUGAUUUGGAUAGUGCUUUCGAAGUUUUUGACAGAAUGCAGAAUCAGGAUUUGAUUGCUUGGACAACCAUGAUUACAGCUUGUUCACAAAACAAACGAGGGCAGGAGGCUUUUGUCAUGUUAUCACAAAUGUUAUCGGGUGGACUUGACCCAAAUGAGUUCACUGUUUGUAGUGUCUUGAAUGCUUGCGGCGAAGAGAAAGAAUUAAGAUUCGGUAAACAGUUACAUUGUACUGUGGCUAAGAAGGCAUAUGAUCUGGAUGUUUAUGUAGAGACUUCGUUGGUGGAUAUGUAUGCUAAAUGUGGGCAAAUUGAGGAUGCCAGGACGCUUUUUGACAAAAUGAAAAGGAGAAACGCAAUCACUUGGAAUACUAUUUUAGCAGGAUAUGCUCGCAAUGGGCUUGGAGAAGAGGCCAUAAGACUCUUCCGCAUGAUGAAAAGAUUAAAGGUAUCUGUAAACAACUUAACCAUGGUUAGCCUCCUUAGAGCUUGUGGCUUACUCAGGGCAUUAUCAAUAGGUAAAGAAGUGCAUGCCCAAAUCUUCAGGAAUUUUGAACCAAACAAUAUUUUCAUUGGAAGUGCCCUUGUUUGGCUUUAUUGUAAAUGUGGGGAUUAUGCUUCUGCAUCGAAAGUUCUCCAGUAUCUGCCUGAUAAAGAUGUAGUUUCAUGGACCACAAUGAUUUCUGGUUGUGCUCGCCUCGGUCAUGAGUACGAGGCCCUUGAGUACUUGAAACAAAUGUUGGGUGAAGGUGUGGAACCCAACCCUUUUACAUAUUCAUCGGCACUCAAAGCAUGUGCACAACUAGAAAGUAUUAAGCAAGGGAAACUUAUCCAUUCCUCCAUAAAUAAGAAACCAGCAUUAUCUAACGUGUUUGUGGGCAGUGCUUUGGUUCAUAUGUAUUCCAAAUGCGGACAUCUUUCAGAGGCAAUUCAAGUCUUCGAUAGCAUGCCUGAAAGGAACUUGGUUUCCUGGAGGGCGAUGAUUGUAGCUUACGCAAAAAAUGGGCAUUGUAGUGAGGCUCUGAAGCUCAUGUAUCGAAUGCAAGCUGAGGGUAUUGAGGUGGAUGAUUACAUACUCUCAACUGUGCUUACUACCUGUGGAGAUUUUGAAUGGAAGGAGUCCUCAUCAGAGCAUUGUUUACAUUCUUAAGGUACAGAUUAGAAGGGAUUCUCUGUUUUUGGUUAAAAGCCAUCAUUGCUGUGGUUAUGCGCAUUUACCAGCAACUAUAUAUUUAGUUAGUGGUGGCUGAAGAUUUCUGACAGCCUUGUGGCUGAACUUACUGCUGAAAAACCAUCGUCAUGACCUAACUUCGAUCCAUCCAUCCGCCCCUUCUCGACCGAAAGAACAAGAAACAGAGAGAUGGAUAUCAAAGGGUAGCUCCGGUGGUUUUCGACCUUGGGUAUGAAUUCUAUAGCCUGGGUGCCCCUGUUUGUACAAAUGGAUAGCUUGUGUAGUAGUUUUAGUGUGUAAAUCAAGAAAUGUGCACAUAUCACUUGGAAUAUUUUUUCCUCAGGGGAAUCAUUUCAAAUAUUUAUAUCCAGAAAUAUAUGGAUGUAAUCAGGGUGAAUCUCACUUUGAUGGUUAUCCCUAUUUGUACAAA
Sesamum indicum (sesame) is the source of this 3117-nucleotide messenger RNA. RefSeq names its product pentatricopeptide repeat-containing protein At4g18520, chloroplastic. Lineage: Eukaryota; Viridiplantae; Streptophyta; Magnoliopsida; Lamiales; Pedaliaceae. Gene Ontology annotation, molecular function: protein binding; RNA binding. Gene Ontology annotation, biological process: RNA modification. The record is from RefSeq and is a predicted model, not a curated record. Gene Ontology annotation, cellular component: intracellular membrane-bounded organelle.